Messenger RNA from Pimephales promelas (fathead minnow), 2873 nucleotides. RefSeq names its product angiopoietin 1 (gene angpt1). Gene Ontology annotation, biological process: blood coagulation. NCBI's taxonomy places the organism in Eukaryota, Metazoa, Chordata, Actinopteri, Cypriniformes, Leuciscidae. The record is from RefSeq and is a predicted model, not a curated record.
CGAACUUGGCUGACGCCAACAUGCCAAUUUAAGUUUCAUUUCCAUCCGAGAAAUGACAAGCCUGAAGUUGGAAAUAGUGCCAAACAAUUGGAAAGUCUUUAUGGAUAUAUAAAUGUCUCGAGCGCUGCACGUGCCGGUGGAUCAGUCCAGUGUUUCUGCAGGAGUCUGGAAACCAUUUCUGGCCUCUAUCUUCAGAUAACAAUGCUCAUCUAGAUUCAGAGCGGUGUGUGUUAGAGCUUUCUUCAUUCCAGCUCUUGUUUGAAUGGAGAAUGCUGGGAAUUACAGCGACGCUUCACUGCCAACUGGCAUGAUGAUCCAAUAGUAGCUGUUGACAACUCGACUUUACUGACAGACAUAUCUUGCCGGAUGAAGAACCACCACCUUCAGCUAAACCUUGCGAAGACAGAACCGCUCAUUCUCUCAGCCAACCCAGUACUUCAUCACUGCUUCUCCAUCAGGGGUGAAAUCUCAGCGAUGUGGAGUGGGUGGCCUUGAUGUGUAAUGUUUGAUAUCUGAGGAACUGAAGCUAGUUUUGCAUGGUCGGGCCGAACGGUGACCGGAUCAGCGAUGACCUCCAGGCACCGGUCCCGAGACGUGAACAUCUCUCCUCGCACUGACUCCACCUGACUCUGGACUACAGGACCCGAGCGAACCCUUGAACACACUCCUCCAGCUCCGGCCAUGUGGUGUGUGUGGCGGUGUGUGUGUCUGGCAGCGCUGCUGGCUCUCUCAGACUGUGCAGGAGCCGAUCAGAGACGAGGAGCGGAGGAAGGACUCAGAAGCUCCACCGGGAAGAGCAACAGCAGUCGGAAACACCACCGGAUUCAACACGGACAGUGCAGUUACACCUUCAUCCUCCCGGAGAACGACGCAGGAGCUUGUCGAGAGUAUAAAGCGGGAACGGCGUACAACGUGAACGCUCUUCAGCGAGACGCUCCUCAAGCCGAGGACGAGUUCUCCAGCCAGAAGAUCCAGCAGCUGGAGCACGUCAUGGAGAACUACACACAGUGGCUGCAGAAGAUUGAGAACUACGUGAAAGACAAUAUGAAGACGGAGAUGGUGCAGCUACAACAGAGUGCCGUUCACAACCACACAGCGGCCAUGUUAGAGAUGGGCACGAGUCUUCUCUCGCAAACAGCCGAGCAGACGCGCAAGCUCACCGAUGUCGAGACACAGGUUUUAAAUCAGACAUCACGGUUGGAAAUUCAGCUUCUGGAGAAUUCACUAUCAACCAACAAGCUGGAGAAACAACUCAUGAUACAGAUAAAUGAAAUCAACAAGAUCCACGACAAGAAUGGGUUCCUGGAGGAGAAGAUGCAGGAGAUGGAGGACCGGCACCAGCAGGAGCUGGAGGUCGUGCGUGAGGAGAAGCUCAGUCUACAGGCGCUGGUCAGCAGACAGAGCUCAGUGAUUCGAGAGCUGGAGGAUCAGCUGGCCCGAGCCAGCGGGAACACUAGCGCCCUCCAGACACAACAGCAGGACCUGAUGGAGACCGUGCGCAGCCUGAUCCAACUCUGCAACCGGGACGCCGACACAACGCUGGUGCCGAACAGCACAAAGCAAGCCGACGAGGAGAGGAAGUUCCGGGACUGUGCCGACCUCUACCAAGCCGGAUUCCAGAAGAAUGGAGUUUACACGAUCAACAUUAGCCCACAAGAGACCAAAAAGGUGUUCUGCAACAUGGAGUCUGCAGGCGGAGGCUGGACCGUCAUCCAGAGACGUGAGGAUGGAAGCGUGGACUUCCAGAGAUCAUGGAAAGAAUAUAAGAUGGGCUUCGGGAGUGUGUCGGCCGAACACUGGCUGGGAAACGAGUUCGUUCACGUUCUGACCAAUCAGAGGCAGUUCGGCCUGCGCGUGGAGCUGAGCGACUGGGACGGACACCAGGCCUUCUCCCAGUACGACAGUUUCCACAUCGACAGCGAAAAACACAAAUACAGGUUGUUCCUGAAGAGCCACAGUGGGACGGCUGGCCGGCAGAGCAGUUUGGCGAUCCACGGCACUGACUUCAGCACUAAAGACAUGGACAAUGACAACUGCACAUGCAAGUGUGCGCUGAUGCUCAGCGGGGGAUGGUGGUACGAUGCCUGUGGUCCAUCCAACCUGAACGGCGUUUACUACAGACAAGGACAACACGUCGGAAAAUUCAAUGGAAUCAAGUGGCACUAUUUUAAAGGGCCGAGUUACUCUCUCCGAUCCACUGUCAUGAUGAUCCGCCCGAUGGACUUCUCUUAGUCCUCCACAAACAUCCCCGAAAGCUUUAAAAGCAUUAUUUCUUCGGCCCGUGACGUUGCUCUGCGUAUAAUGCAGCUUUCAUUUGAGAUAACACUCCUUGAAACAGGAGCAUGUGAAUACGAGGCUGUUCUGUCACCUUCAUGGAGAGAUGGAAAACUUCCUGGGAAUUCAGGGCAGGAGCGGAAUUGGCGAGGCUUUUAUUUUUAAAUAUCAGAGGUAUGAAUUCAAGUGCCAUUCACUUGUCACUCAGGACCCGUGGACUGUUUUAACGCAGACACAUCACCUUUGAUGAAGUGCGUCGCCCUGCAAUCGCCUGGCUUUCAAAUCUGAAUUUAAAGCAGCUUGAAUGUCCUUCAAUAUCCUCAAAGGACCUAUUAAUGUUUUAUACAAACGUGUUGCACAGUUAUAUUUGGGUUAUGAUACUUUACUUCACAUUUUUAUGCUCUUUUUUUAUCCCAGUAUAUUAUUACUUUUUUAUUUUGUACAUUAUUGCUGUCAAAGUGAAGAAAACCAUAGCAUGAUGUAUUAAAAGUGACAGUGCUAUUUACAAGGACAUUUCAGCAAAGAAGAGCAAGCCAUCCUCUUACAUAGUAGUUAUGCCUUGCUUUUCAUUUUAAAAAAUAUAUAUAUAUAUAUAUAUA